CGUAUGUUUAUUGCUCAUUAGCAAACGGCAAUAACUUAAAAUAACUCUUAACUAAUAGCUAAUAAAUCUAACGGACAUGUAUGAAAAUAUAAUUUUAGCUCAUUUUGUAAAUUACCACUUUUAAGAAAACAAGUUUAGUGUUUUUAUGUUCUUCGCACGUACUAGUUUUAUUUCAAAUAUGUUCUUUGCACUGUUAUUACUAAUACUAAAAGGAGAUGCAUCGAUUUUUAUUGCUUGCAACGAUGAACAAACCACUGAUUGCGGUAUCGUAUCUGAUUGUGUGGUAGAAAACACAAAAAUUUGCGCAUUGGGCAAGCAAACUGUUUGCUUCAGAUAUUUUGAAUCUAUGUGUCAUCUAAAGUAUGAGGAAUGCAAAAAACAACAAGAGUACAUCGUUUUUUUGGACGUAUACUGUGAGAACCCAGCUUUUAUGUGCAGUAAAGAAGAUGAAGAUUUUGAUUGAGUGAUUAAAAGGAGUUAAAAUAUAUUUAUAUGUAUCUACAUGUAUCUACUUAGUUAGUGUAUAAGCGCACCGCUCAAAAAUUUUUGUAACUACAUAUGUAUGUGUGUUUGUAUAUGCACACAAGUAAUUUAUGCAAAUAAACACACGUUUUGAGAUAAUCUUA
Molecule: messenger RNA, 626 nt
Organism: Rhagoletis pomonella (apple maggot)
Lineage: Eukaryota; Metazoa; Arthropoda; Insecta; Diptera; Tephritidae
Exons: 3
Coding region: 146-463 (105 amino acids)
Source: RefSeq, a predicted model, not a curated record